Lytechinus variegatus (green sea urchin) is the source of this 12085-nucleotide messenger RNA. Its product is annotated as diacylglycerol kinase theta-like. Bases 251 to 4405 code for a protein of 1384 amino acids. The record is from RefSeq and is a predicted model, not a curated record. Gene Ontology annotation, molecular function: ATP-dependent diacylglycerol kinase activity; RNA binding. The transcript is spliced from 26 exons. NCBI's taxonomy places the organism in Eukaryota, Metazoa, Echinodermata, Echinoidea, Temnopleuroida, Toxopneustidae. Gene Ontology annotation, biological process: diacylglycerol metabolic process; lipid phosphorylation; intracellular signal transduction.
GCUUUUACGACCGACCCGGCUCAGAUCCGACGACACUUUACUCUGGAGCUCUGCCCAAAUGCAGUAGUACAGUGUAUACAUGUAAUGCCGUGUGUCACUUCAGUGUGUAUUUACUAUGUAUACGAUCACGACCAGCCAGCCGUAUACCGUAUCGUACGGACGAUAAUCGUACAGCUUUGAGAGGCUGUGUUGUUAUUGAGGUUGCACGGAUAUAGUCGGGCAACAUUGCCUGUUACUAAAUUUUCACAAGAUGGCCACACCGGCAACUUCGUUUUUUGGUCGUCAAGUGGACUUGAAUCCCGUAAGAGACAGUGGGAUGGAUGCACAUGGGCACACAUUUGUGAAAAAGACUUUUCAUAAGCCAACAUUUUGUCACCAUUGUACGGAUAUGUUGUGGGGAUUCAUUGGACAGGGUUACAUAUGCGAAGUUUGUAACUUUGUGAGCCAUGAUCGAUGCACGGAAGCAGGUAUUUCACCAUGUGCAACAAUAGCAGCAGAUAGGAUAAAGGAUCCUGUACCACAUACAUGGUCAGAUCCAGGGCACUUCAGGAAGAAGUUCUGCAAUGUUUGUAGGAGAAGAUUAGAUGAUGCCUUGUCACUUCACUGUGAAGCCUGUGAAUACUAUACACACCUUGGUUGUUUAGAUUUUGUUGUAAGCAACUGCAUACGUUUCAUUGCUUAUGACGAAAGUAAAGAACUGGAUAAAAUCACAGUAUAUCACCAUUGGCGGGAAGGCAAUCUACCAACCAACAGCCGAUGUCUUGUAUGCAAGAAGUCUUGUGCCACUCAUGAGUGUCUGGCUAGUAUGAAGUGUGAAUGGUGUUGGGCAACGGCACAUUCGGGAUGUUACAAAUCUCUAAUGAGGGAGUGUGAUAUGGGUCCAAUCCGUGAGCUUAUUAUACCCCCAUGGGCUGUAUCCAUGCCUGUUACUAUGAACAUGGUUAAAGGAGACAUAGUAUCCAGGAUACAAGCUCUUAAAACUGACCUGCACAAUCAGCUAACAGAGCGGCGGCGUCGCCUGACACCACCGACGACGACGACUCCCAAUGGAGCUACAAGAGAGGCGCACUCCGCUUCCGGUCAGAAGCAGUAUCUUGUGCCAAGAUUAACUCAAAGGUCUAGCAGUGCAUCACCGGUCUUAUCCAGAUUAAAAGUCAAACUCAAACGGAGUGAAUCCUUAUCAAAUUUGUUGGCCACUACACAAAGGAAUAAAAACUACCACAAUCUGAAAAACUCCCGUCUUAGUCUCGACUCCCUAACCCUCAGUACAGCCCCUUCUAUCUCUUACACUAAAUCCCCAGUCCCAUCGUCAGGUAGCCCCUCCUCUUCUCGAUCAUUAGAUCCAUCCCCCACCCACCGUUCAAAGUUGACACUCCCCCACCUAAAUCCUGUCAGUAAAUCCCAAGGGUCAUCUCCGACAUCUCCUAAAACCCUGUCCCCAAGCAUCUAUCUUCCUAAGUCCUCCUCACCCACUAAGGGACCGAGACCAAAAUCAGCUGUCCCUUGCAUGCAAUCCUCUAAGGGAUCCAGUGGCAAGAUGAAGCCAUCUAAAUCUUUUGAUGGAGGUCUUACCUCUCCCGAUGUCUUCUUCUCCUCUAAGCCUACCUCCCUGUCUAAUCCUCACUUGUCUGAACCAGCCGAUGAGGAGGCAGGAUCUGUUAAACCCACGUUACUCUCACAAGCCUUACCCUUGCUGAAUAAACACAAAACUGGUGAGAAUGAUUCUGAGGAUUUGAACAGUUCAGCCAUGACCAAAUACCAAAUAUCAAACAACAACCAAAGCUCAUUAUCAGGUGGUAUUUUGACUAAUACAAGUGCACACUCUGCUUUAAAUGCUGUAGCCCCUGUCACUCCAAACAUGGGUAGUAUGUCAUGUUCACACACCCCAGGUAGUCAAGAUUCCCAAACCAUGGAAACACUUGACCCUUCCUCCAGACCUACUAAUGGCAUGGGGAUCUCUGAUUCUGUAACCCCAUCAGAAGCAUGUUUUUCUCCUGGGAUGAUGGUUCUUUCUCCUUCCUCCAUCUCUACCCCUAGCCCCCCUCCCACCCCGACCAUAGCACCUAUACCAACCCACCCCCCUCUUACCCGUACAUCUGUGUCAAUGUAUCGACCCAAGGGGCAGCGAUCUGCCUCCGAGUCUGGUUUCGACCCAAGCACCCCUGAUUUUGGUGAUGAUGGUGAUAGUGAUGAUGAUGGUGAUGCAUGCCUACUGCAACGGAAUGGAGCAGUGCGGGGCAGGCCCCUGUCUACUCAAAUUAUCUGUUCAGACUUUAUAGGUUCAUCUGCACAAGAUGGUAACUCUGAUCUUAGACUCAAGGAGGAAUAUGGUUCAGAAGAUGGUCAUUUAGUUCGAUUGUUUGAUGGACCAGCCUCUCUAGAGAAAGGUUCAUAUCAUCUCAUCUGUGUUGCCAAGGAUACCACCAUGAAACAGCUGACAGAAACGGCAAUGAGGUCAUUUUACAUUGCUGACAAUGCUGCUCUAUACUACCUCACAGAAGUAGCAGAAUCAGGUCAAAAUGGUUCCCAGACUGUUGAGAGAAGACCCAGGGACAAUGAGACAGUUCAUCAACUCUGUAAACAUCAUCCUACUAAGAUUCCAUCAUUCAUACUCAAAUACCAGGGAGGUGACGCAAAGAAGGGUAUAAUCAAGGUGUAUCCUGGCAAUUUAGAUUCUCCAGUGCCUGUUGAGUUUACAUCAAUCUCUAUCACCAGUUAUAUUUCAGUGGAGGAGAUCAUUGAUAUGUCCUUGCAUAAAUUUGGCCUUGAGGAUGAAGAACCUGUUCAGUACUCUUUAGUUGAGAUGAUCAUGGAUCAUGAAUUACAAGAAAGAGCUAUGGAAAGAGAUGAAUGUCCAUGGACUCAACUUCUCAAAGCACGCAAGAACUCUCUACGGAGGAUGCAGAAGACUCGAUACUACCUUCAUAAGAAGGAUAAGUGUGCAUGUCAUCAAGGAGCUCAAAUGUUUGUUGGUAACCUACCAAUCAAUCUAUCAGAACAUAAGUAUGCACACAUCAUCAGGCACCUGCUAGAAGAAGCCAAUUGCAAGGUCUUCAAUGCAGUGAACAGUGUAUAUGAGCAAUAUGGAGCAGCAAUAGUCUGUUUCAAAGACCCUGAAGUAGCGAUGAAAGCCUUCUAUGUUCUCAAGGAUCAAUCAUAUGAUGACAGGCCACUCACAGUCCUCUUCAUUCCAGAAAUUCAUUGUGAGGCACUGAGUGAGGAUGCCAUCCCAUUACUGGUCUUUGUUAACGUUAAGAGUGGUGGUUGUCAAGGAGCUGAAGUGAUGGACUGCUUCAAGAAGAUGCUCAAUCCACUCCAGGUCUUUGACCUUGACCAGGGAGGACCUCUCCCAGGCCUCCAUGUUUACAGUCAUUUGAGGGAGUAUCGUAUCUUAAUCUGUGGUGGUGAUGGUACUGUUGGUUGGGUACUUCAAUGUCUAGAUGAUAUCGGUCAAGAAUCAGUCUGUAGCUCACCAGCUAUCGCAAUACUGCCAUUAGGAACAGGUAAUGAUCUAGCGAGAGUGCUGAAGUGGGGUGGUGGUUACCAGCAAGGAGAAGACCUGUUUGCUAUGCUAAACUGUGUGUUAGAGGCUGAAGAAGUCAAACUAGACAGAUGGACAGUAAUCUUUGAGCCAAGUGAACAAGGUCCAGGAGGCAAAUACAUUGAUGCAGACAACAAAUCCAACUCAUCCAACAGCAGCUCUAGCAAUGAUGAAAUGCCCAAUAUGUUUGUCAUGAAUAACUACUUUAGUUUGGGCAUUGAUGCCGAUUUGUGCCUAGGAUUCCAUCUGGCCAGAGAAGAAAAGCCAGAGAAGUUUAAUAGCAGAUUGCACAACAAGAGUGUGUACUUCAGACUUGGUAUGCAGAAGCUAGGUAGGAGAACCUCAUGCAAAGAGCUCAAUAAAGAGAUCAAGAUUGAGGUCGAUGGUAAACCUGUUUCCUUACCGACACUAGAAGGCAUACUCGUCUUGAAUAUAUCAAGCUGGGGAUCAGGUGCAGAUGCCUGGGGAAUAGAUGGACAGGACAACUCAUUUAGUAAGUGUCGCCAUGACGAUGGUAUGCUAGAGCUGGUAGGACUAACAGGUGUGGUCCAUUUGGGUCAGAUCCAGAGUGGUCUUCGGUCAGGGGUUCGUCUUGCUCAAGGAGCACAGAUUCGGAUCACAAUGAACACUGACAUGCCAGUACAGGUAGACGGAGAACCAUGGAUGCAGCUUGCUGGUCAAGUAGUGGUCUGUCGGUCAGCCUUACAGGCCACCAUGCUAAAGAAAUCAAAAUCAAAGAUCAAACGUCGGAACACUGAGCCGGCACUCCCAAACAGUCAGGAAGGUGGCGCUGCUGGCCAGAAACGAGAUCAGCAAGGUCGUCUGACAGCAAUGAAGAGUGAUGAGACGACGAACCAAGUUUGAGCAGCUUGAUAUUUUAGAUCCCUUUUAUUUUAUUCCCUUUUCCUUAGAUUAUGGUAGAAUCCAUUCCUCGCUAUGAUAUGCUCGCAUCAUUGUUGAAAGUAGUGUUAUUACCAACAGAAAGAAUUCCAAGAUGGUUGGAUUAAGUCUGAAUUAUAUUGGGAGACUAGAUGGGUUUGGCAUACCGGUAGAUGGUGAGGAGUUGUGUCGCAUCGGACAUCUUUCUUUCCUUUUAGUCAUAAUAAGAUGUUUAUUUCUCCUGUUAGACAAAAGUACUGUAAGAUUAAGUAUAAAUCAUUAUGCCUAUGUAGACAGUAGUAAGUUUUUUAAUGAAGCCUUUAUGUGAGCUCUUGAUGGGCCAUGAUGAUGUCACAAUUAUUCUCAAAUUAUUGAAUGGUGGAUACGAUGGAGACACAAAGAUGCAAUCUUCUUACAUCAUUUGGAGAUGGAGUGAAUAGAUUUGAUGAGGCUUGAAUGAAGAAGUUUGAAUGAAUGCCAAGGAAGCUAACUGAGAUAUUCUGCCACCAAGAAAUUGGUAUAAUUGCGGUUUUGUAGACUGCUAUGAGUUUGUGAGUAUGAUAAUCAAAGUUUCCUGUGGUUCUAAUCAGAGAACAGAGAAAGACUGUCUUUCACAUUUGACAUUAUGGUUACGAAGGAGAUUCUUUGUUUUCUCCACAUUGAAUGAUUGACCUUGGUGACACCUAUCUCAUUGUCUAGACUGUGUCUUUCUUUCAUGAAGCUGUUUUCAAAGCCAAUGACUCGAGUGUGAUUUAGGUAUGACCUAAAGAGAUAUCAGACCAUGAUGGGAUAUUGAACACUGUCCCUAUACAACCUACGAUGUAGAAUCGAGUAUAAGGUAUGAAAAAGGUUCCUCCAUUCAUAAUAUCCUCACUUUGAUUGAUAUGAACAAUGUAGACAUAGCUCUCCCUAUGGUAGAAUUGCUUAGAGUCACAAGCUGAUCUUCUGGGUUCAUUUGUCUCGGAUAUUUGCACCAAAAUAAUGCGUAGCUCUAAGUCAUUAUUGCUUUUCUAUAAAUUUACGAUUCUUAUAAGUGACAAGAGUGAGAGAAGAAGUAUGACUUGUGUAUAAAAGAGAAUUAAAUGAGAUGUGUGAGCUUUUAUUCUAAUGCGAUGACAAAUAAUUGAUACAUUUUUCAUAUAUAUGCCACUGUUGUGCAGUGUGCAAAUGAAAUGACUUACAAACAAUACUGCAACUUGUAUAUUUUUAAGAAUUUGAGAAUGAUAAUGAGUAAUUCAUGCAGAAAGGAUAUUCUGUUUGGAGUAGCAGUGUAAUUCUCUCAUCAUUACUGUGUAUUGACUCGUUUCUUUCUCUAUUAACAUAUGCCUAUUUUGUGUUGUAUAUAUCCCUAUGGGGAUAGCUUAACAAAACAUGUGAUCGAGUUCUGGCAAAUGAUGAGAAUAUUUGACAGUUUUUAUAUGACUAUGAUGAUGUGCAAUACUAGUGUGAUGUGUGUAUCUUAGAAUGCUCUGCACAGCACAAUAUAUAUGUCCUGCCCAACUCAAAAUGAAAAGAUAAGGAAAUGAUGCAAGUUUUAAUUAGAGAAGAGAACCAACUCUUAAUUGUUAAGUGAUUUAAAAGAGUUUAUUUACAACUUCUUAAUGAGCUGAGUUAUGGAUUAUAUUAAGAUGAGACAUCAUUCAAUAGCAUUUACACAUCUGAGAGUAUAUCAGACUGAGGGAUGAUAAAAAAAGGUUAUACUGGUUGGAACUUGGAUCAUUUCCUAGAAAUCUUUCAUUUCUAUACUUGACUUUAUGAUCAAACCAAUGUAAUAGAAACAAUCAUUUAAAGAUUGUCACUGAGAGAGAAAUGAAGACAUUUUGUGUGUGCUUACUGUCAGUUUGAAUACAAAAUUGACAAAAAAAUAUAUUACCAUUUCUUUCUGUACAAUGUCACUGUCUUACAUAUUUAUGUAUUCAUGUUUAACACACUGAUGCAAUUACACGAAAAUUUGUAUAGAUUAGAUGCCAGAGAUUUUGUAAUAUUCAUAUAACUCCUGUAAAAUAAAAAUAAUUUGAGCGCAAUCUCAUUAUGCUAAAGUGUUUGGUCGAUAAAAGAACAUGUCAGAACAGCUAUUAUUUUUGCCUUGCAAAUCAUUCUUUGUUAUUUUAAAGGAGUAAGAGCAAGGCAGUUUGUGUUUAUCGUGUGUUCUCUUUGUCUGAGUUAGUUCAAUAUUGGAGAGAAACAGCUUAUAUUUUGUUCUUGAAAUUCAAACGAAUGUCAUAAACACUGUGUGGCUGCAAAUUGUAUAUAAUUGAAUGCAAAUUGCAUUUCUAUUUAAAAAACAGGGUCUUUACAUUAAAAAAGAGAGAUACUAGCUGAAUAUUAUUGAGUGAAUAAAAGAUGUGCAGAAUAACAUGGAAAGGAAUUCUCGAGUUACUUUACUAGCUGAUCAACAUUAUAUAGAUACUAGCACUAUGUCACUUUGUGAUUCAAGAUUUUGAAGAUUCAUAUAUCCUUGGUGAAGGAAUAUAUAAUGAAUUAUUUGUUUGUAAAUAUCCAAAUUGCAAUGUUUACUUGAACUUAAAGAGUAUAGGACGCUGACUAGCCUGUUGUCUAAAAAUCUCACCAAAACUCAAUAUUCUUGUUUCCAGAUCUACCACAGUGUUGAUUUGAAUAUAGCUGCCUUCUCUUAUCUCACACAAUCUAGUAUAAGGAAUUUCUGUUUGGGGGUUUCUUUAUUUGGAUUGGGAUGAUAAAAAAAAGAUGUUUGUCUUUUGAUUUUUGGUAAGUGAUAAUAACCAGCAAGAAACCACUCAAUAUUAUUCAAUCCAUUACCAAUCAUUGAUCUCUUGAGUAACUGCAAUGAAUUAAAACAGAUAUCUGCAAUUAAUAUUUAAAAAAAAAUUUAAAUGACAAAAAAAAAUUGGCUUUACAGUUUUCCCUGUCAAACUAUUCUCCUUGAUAACAGGUCUAGACACGUCAUAGACUUUUUGAAGAAUCUUUUUAUGAACUGGAGCAACUACUGUUGUCUCUUGACAAGACAAAAGAACAAGAAAACUAAAGAAACAAGACAGGACAAGUGUAUGAUAUUUGGACUCACACAUGAUUAUUGAUCAGACCUUUACGUUCUUGACCACUGUGUACUGCCAGUGACUAAAAUUGUAUUUUAUGGAAAUUUAUUUAAAAAUUGCACGUCUUUGAAGAAGCGUGCAGUACUAGUAGCAAUGGCUGAGAACUAUUCUUAAGAAAAACUUAAUAUUAAGCUAGUAAAUGUAUUUAUCUCUUGCUUUCAAUAAGGGGCAUUUCUUUUUUCAUAUCUGCUAUUCUCAGAUAUCAAGUGAUCUAUUGCUUUAUAUUUUUUUUCUAGUUUAGAAUUAACUGCAGAUGGAGGUUUCCUAAUUGUGUAUGAUAGUUCCCUCAUAUUAAUCAUUUUGAAAUAAACCUAUUUCAUUAACAUAUCGUGAGUUUGGUCAUGCAUUCUUUUUCCAACUUUUAACUAUCGUUUGUGAUGCAGCUUUAAAAUUCUUACAUAUUUUGAUUUCUAUUCAGAUUCAUCAUGUAUUUGUUUUUUUAAUUCUGUGUUUUUUUUAUUGGUUUUUUUUGUUGCUGAAAAAGUUAUAUUAUUAUGACAACAUGAGGUCUUAAAACAAAUUUGUUUCAAUCAGAAAUACAACAAAUAAUCCUACAUUUGUGAUUAAAAUUUGGCAUAUAUUCACAUUCACGUUUCUGGCCCUAGCAAAUUAAGUCUCAAUAGAUAUGGGAGAGUAAAAGAAAUUAUUGCAAAAAUAUAUCUAGGGGCUGAAUUUUGCCCCAUCCCCUCCAAAUUUAUUCUUUUUUUUAAACUGAUCAUAAUAGUAAUGUAUGAAACCUCUGCCUGCAGUUUGAGUCAUGUACAAUGUAUGACUUUGACACUUUUCUCAUUCAUCUAGUAGCCUCACUCCACCCUUCAGGAAUUUAAUCUUAACUAAAUCAAUUUACUGGAUUGAGAUUUUUCAUAUAAAAAAGAUUAAUUCCGUUAUAUCAGCAUUGAUUAGCUCUCCCAAAUUUCAGAAGAUAUUUUACAAUUCAAAAGGUUUUCUAUGCAUAUAUGAUUUAAAAAAGAUAUGAAUACGUGGAGGGCUGGAGGUAGGCUAAUAUAUUGAAUACAGAAAGUGGCAAUGAUUAUAUAAGGCAUGUAGAAUGUUUAGACUUGUGUUAGUUUGCUGUAGUAACAUAUAUAUGACUUUCAGAAGAAUCUCUGCACAAUUCAAUGAUAAAAUGUCCUUCAUCUCUUGUUGAUGAAGAAAUUGCAGCACUUCUACGAUGUACAUCAUUGUAUUUGGUACAUUCUGGUAGAACCUAGUGUAAGGAACACGUAUUGUGUAUUUUUUUUAAUCCUAUAUAAAUAUAUGAAAAAAUAUAUAUAUAUAUAUACUUAUAUAUAUAUAUAUAUAAAAGUCACAUUCUUAUAUAUACAUGUAUUAAUCUUACUGUUAACAUUGAGCUGAAAGUAGUACAUAUCUACCUUUAGGCCAGAAAUUGAAAUGAAGCUUUGUAUAUAAUCUAUUUUCUACAGUCAUUUGAAGUUAGCUUGGAAUAGUGUGUGCUCACUUUUUCUUCUCAACAAUAUUUUUUUGUUUCUGUUAUUUAUUGAUCUCAAUUCUAAAAUAUUGGUAUUGGUGUAAUUAUCUUUUUAGUUUAUAUUGUUUUAUCAAGAUUGCAUCUUUAUUUAUGUUAACUUUGUUUAUUUCUUCUAACCAUGUGAAAGUAUGCUUUAAUUGAUUAUUGUAAGUAGGAAUACUUCUUUACAAGUCCCUUUUCACAUUGCAUCAUUUAGAUGUGAUGUAUCAUGUCAUUGAGCUUAUCGGAUAGUGCAGUAAGAAUGGAUGUUAUCAUAUGUAUAAUUUUCAGAAUUGUAAGAGUAUCUACUUUUGACCUCUGACCUCUUGUUUUGAUGAACAAAACUUUCUUUGAUUUUGUUGCUGCCUAUAUUUAGAGUAGGACAAGCAGACUAUGAAGCAGAUAUUGUUUCUUUGUUGAAGAUAUCGUAAAUUGAUUGAUGCUUAAGGAUAAAUUUUGUCGAUUGGACACAAGAACAAGAGAUGCUUGAUGCUUAAUAUAUAAAUAUAUACAUAUAUAUAUAUCAUACAAUAUAGAAUCCAUGGGCUGGUCCCGCUAAUUUGUUUGUUGUAAGACUUUGUCACCAUUGAGUAAGGGAACAAAUAAGAACCCUCAUGGUGCAAAUAUUGUUUUCUUGAGAAAAAAAGGAAAAAGUUUGUGAUUUAUAUAUAUAUACCAGUAUUAUCUUCAAUUUUUUUCAAGCUUGCAAUGUAGUGAGCCGCAUGGUCAGAACAGCUCAAAUUUUUCCCCAACACUUGUUGUAAUUACUCUUGCAAGCUUAGAUUCCAUUCCUCACUGAAGCAAGAGCCGAGUCUUAUCACAGAAAAAAAAUUGGUGUUUAACACUUCCUUUUUCCAGGCAAAUAUUGGACUUGUCACGGACACAUGUAGUAUACAUACUCAUUCAUUCAUUAGAUAUGUGAUUAGUGUGAUAUUUAGAAUCAAGUACCUUUCAUCUAGAUUGGCACAGACACUGCUAAACACAAUACGCUGCCAUUUGUAACUUAUUCAAACCUUUUUAAAACUGCUGCUCAUUGGGAAAAGUAACAAGCUAAAUGAAAGUAGAACUGCACCAUAAUAGUUGUAAACAAAAAUGUCCUAAAUAAUGAUGUCGAGAUGUGAUCUAAGAAUAAAGAUAUGAUAUUGUUCAUUAUUUCAAGCUUAUUUAAAAGAAUCUCCUCCUUUCAUGUCCAUAAUAAAGGAGAAAGGCCUGGUUAAAUGUUAAGAAGAACAUUAGGGUCUAUUUUUUAUCAUUUCAAGAAUUAGUUUUAGAUACUUGUAUGUAGAAGGAAUUUGACCAUUUUGUAUGACACCUAUGUUUUCCCUAAUACAAUUUAUACAAAAAAUUAUGUAAUCUGUUGAUUAAAGUCAUUCAGCUGAUUUUACAGAGUUUUGAAAAACGGCAAGAAUAAUUCUCAAAGUUGUAGUUUCAUUUGUAGAAACUGAAAUCGAAAUAACAGCUACAAUUGCAAAGUGACUUUAAAAUUAUUACAUAGAGCUUUUUUAAAAAUGGCAAGGAUAAUUCUCAAAGUCUACAAUUGCAAAGUGAUUUCAAAAUAAUUACAUCUAGCUCACUACUGAUCAAAGAAAUUUUAUCCAUAUGAUGCAGAUUUCAUGAUAUUGAAGGUUUGAUAAAAUUCAUAUUCAAUUAUCUUCGUUGAAACAUUAAUUUUGUGGUAAUUUUUCUCUGUAUAAAUGAUGACUUAGCGUCGAUGCUAUCAUUUCCCCCAGAAGAAUAAUGUCAAAUAUUUAGUAAUUCAGUUCUGGUUUCAUUAUAUUCUAUUUUUAAUGCAAUAAGUAAUGUGGAAGAAAAUUACACAGGAACAUGCUAUUAUUGAUUAUGGGGUUUUAUUUAAUGAUUAAGUAUAACAAAUUCUGGUAAAUGCUUAAAUAUAAAAAUAAAAUGACCCAAGGAUGUUCAUUAUAUUUCAUUGAAAUAAUGAACCCUUAAUUUGCCGUUAUCUCUAUUUUACUCUUAUAGUACGAUCACAUUUAUCACAAAUUUAAUUUUAAUUUGAGGCACUUUCAUUUUUGUUUACAUGUUGAUAUAGUUUAGUACAUGGAAAGAAAGUAAAUUAACUAUUCUAAAUAACUUAAAAACUAUUUAACAUGUGUGUGUAUGAGUGUGUGUUCAUUAUAGUAAUUAUCCCAAUCCGUUUUGUACUGAUAACUAUUGUGGGGGAUUUUGUUACACAAGGCCUAUCCAACUGCUUAGAGGCAAUUUGUAAUUCAAUGGUAUGUUAAAAAUAUCUUUAUUAUGAAUAUCAUUAUACAGAAAAAUCCCUCAUGAAUGAUUAAAUCUACUAUUCUUUAUUAUUUAUUUCUUUUGUUUGCCAAAUCUACUGUAGAAAAACAUUUUUCAAUCAAGUUCAGUUACAGCUAGCCCUUAAAAUAAAGACAAUAUCCAUUUAUUUAAUCAGCAGUUGAGUUAGAGUUAAUGGCAUUUUCCCAUUAUCCCCAUAUAAUUAAUUAAAUUUUUCAAUAUUAUAUCAAAGUUGGUUAGUCCAGUCCUACAUUAUCUUUUCAUUUACAUGGCUCUGCAGUUAGUAGAAAGUGGUUCUUAAAUAUUUUCAAAGAAAAGUAUUGAUUAUCAGUCAAUAUGCAAAAUAGUUUCCACAUAAACUCUUGACAGAGUUCUUAAUAACUAUGUGUGAAUUUGCAAGGCCUUUUAUUGGUUCUUAGUUUUGUCAUUGAUUUGACAAUAUCCUUCUUAAUUAAAGCAGUUUUAUUUUAAAUAUCAAUUUACAGAUCCUUGCAUUUAAAUAUAUAUUGUAAUUCAACAUCAGUGAACCAUCUGAUGAAUUCUUUGUUUGAAUUAUCAUAUAUCCCCUUUACGAUGUAAUGUUUAAAUUUGGGUAGUUAUUAAGUUAAUUUAUUGUUUAUGUCAUGUCUUUUGUUUUUGUAAGUAGAUUGUACCCACACACAUGAAGUAUCUUUUUUUAGCCCCCUCGGUGUAUAACUUGUAUAUAAUUAUUGUAGAGAAGGAGUAGGAUGAUCAUAUAUAUAAUUAUGAUCUUACUCUCUUUCCUGCACUCACUCUCACCAGUGCAAGGCAAGCUGACUGCUAUAAAGUAUACCACACAUGUUUAAUGACAUAACAGAUUAAAAAAAAUAUGUAAAAGCA